Messenger RNA from Centruroides sculpturatus (bark scorpion), 759 nucleotides. RefSeq names its product multidrug resistance-associated protein 4-like. The transcript is spliced from 6 exons. Lineage: Eukaryota; Metazoa; Arthropoda; Arachnida; Scorpiones; Buthidae. Bases 1 to 759 code for a protein of 252 amino acids. Gene Ontology annotation, molecular function: ABC-type transporter activity; ATP binding. Gene Ontology annotation, cellular component: membrane. Gene Ontology annotation, biological process: transmembrane transport. The record is from RefSeq and is a predicted model, not a curated record.
AUGGACAGGAAAGAGACAAGUAAUCCAUUCGAUACAGCUGGUGUUUUCUCUCGAAUAUUUUUCUGCUGGGUUUUUCCUAUAAUAAACAAGGGAAGAAAGCAAAUUUUGAAAGAAGAAGAUUUACACGGAGCCUCGCAAUAUCACACCUCACAGUAUCUUGGGGAUCUACUUCAAAAAGAAUGGAAAAGAGAAUUGCAGAAGAAAAAUCCGAGCAUACUGAAAGCUACCUUACGUUUUGUUGGUUGGAAAUACUUGAUGGUAAUACUACUUGUACUAAUUCAGGAAACAGCUGUAGUUACAGGUCAAGCAUAUUUUUUAGGAUCAACAAUAUGUUAUUUUGAAAACAGACAGGAAUGGAAUCACUACAACGUUUAUGUUACAAUUGCAGGAUUCUUUGCUGCAACUGCGAUUUAUUCGUUUACGCAUAAUACUAAUCUGUUUAUGACAGAAUAUUAUUCAAUGAAACUGAAGGUAGCUUUCUGCACUCUUGUUUAUAGAAAGGCAAUUAGGUUAAGUUCUUCGUCUUUGGAAAAAUCAAAUGUGGGACAAAUGGUAAAUCUUCUAGCAAACGACGUUGGCAAAUUCCAGAACAAAGUUUUCUCCGUUGCAUCUUUAUUUACAUCGCCUUUCUUCAUCAUUUUUUCGAUAUUGAUGCUAUGGCAAUAUUAUGGAUGGACUAUUUUAAUGGGAUAUUUGGUAGUAUUUCUCUUCGUUCCUAUACAAAUUGCUUUGAGUAAACUAUAUUCAAAAUUGAGGUAA